Cuscuta europaea is the source of this 7461-nucleotide messenger RNA. The record is from the annotation of a GenBank genome assembly. Lineage: Eukaryota; Viridiplantae; Streptophyta; Magnoliopsida; Solanales; Convolvulaceae.
CUGAGACGGCGAACUCGCACUCUCUCAGUCUGUCCCAUCACCCCAGCCACAGGCUCUUUCUCCCUCUCUCUAUAGCAUACAUACACACGCGGUGCUUCUGCUGAAUAUCCGGUCCGCUCCUCCGUGCAUUUUAUUCAAUUUUCUGCUCGAGAGUCUUUUAGACGGCAUAACUACAUCUUUGGGUUGUUGAUCUAGGGUUUGACACCUCCCGAAAACCCCACCUGGUGCUAUUACUAUGACCAAUCGAGCAGCCACUCCGUCGGGGUGGAGUUGAGAAACGUUCGGUAUUUCGUCUUCGAAUGGAGGGAGUAGAUACUUCUUCUUGCAGGAGAUCACAGAUGGACUAUAAUGAAAAUGAUUACCAAAGCAAGAAUCUUCACUUAGCAGGUGAAGAUAGCUUGAAAGUCUCCCCCGUUUUGCGUCCUUUCACUCUUCCCAGAUUUGAUUAUGAUGAUAGCCUCCAAGGCCAUUUAAGGUUCGACAGUUUAGUUGAAAACGAAGUUUUUCUUGGAAUUCCUUGUCAGGAAGACAACCAGUGGAUUGAGGAUUUUCCUCGAGAAAGUAGUGGAAUCGUAGAGUACAGUUCAAGUGUAACUCAGCCUUGCUCAAUCACUGGACACAAUAAUGUGUGGUAUGAGGCGACAUCUUCAGAAUCUGUUGAAAUGCUGUUAAAAUCAGUUGGUCAAGAACAUAAUCUUCCUGAAGACACUACUAUUCACCAGUCAAGUUGUGACAAAGAAUUGGGUAAUGUAACCCAUAAUUUGGAACCUAGCUUGCUUGAGGAUGAUAAAAUGGACUAUGCCGAAGAUACUAUGAUCAGUGUACAAACAGAUCAGUAUCUGGACAAGUUUUCCAGGUCAAGUGAGGUUACUGAUGGAGAGACAGACCAUUUUAAAUGUACAUCAUCGGUGGCAGGAACACCUUCGAAAAUUGAUGCCAACUCUGAAUCUUCACCUUUGCUGGAUAAGGAGUGCGGCUUGGUCAUUCCUGAAAAAUGCAAGCAAAAUUUGCUACCCGCUGAACCCUCUCAAGGCAUCAAUUCACAUAUUAUUGCCUCUUCUGAAGUGAAUGCAUGCAAACACCAAAUUGAGGAAUCUAGCUUGCUUCAAGAUAAUAAGAUGGACUACGUCAAAGAUCCUGUUAUUGGUGUGCAGUCAGAUCAGUUUCUGGAUAAGUUUCCUAGUCCGAGUGAGAUAACUGAAGGAGAGAUAGACCAUUUUAAAUGUGCAUCACCGGUAGUAGGAACAUCUUUGAAAAUUGAGGCCAACAGUGAAUCUUCAACAUUGUUGGAAAAGGAGUGCGACACGCUCACUCUUGAAGAAUGCAAGGAUAAUUCUCAAUCCCAUGAACCUUCUCAAGUCAAUAAUUCACAUAUGAUUGUCUGUUCUGGAUUGAAGGAAAGUAAACACCAACUUGAGGAACCUAGCUUACUUGAGGAUGAUAAGAUACAUUCUUCAGAAGAUCCUAUGAUUGGUGUACAAAGAGAUCAUAAGAUACACUCUUUAGAAGAUCCUUUGAUUUGUUUACAAACAGAUCAGUGUCUGGAUAAAUUUUCAAGGUCAAGUGAGAUAAUUGAAGAACAGAUUGGCCAUUUUAAAUAUACAUCAUCAGUGGAAAGACCAUCAUUGAAAAUUGAUGCCAACACUGAAUCUUCAGCUUUGUUGGGAGUGGAGCGUGACUUGCUCACUCCUGAAGAGUCCAAGGAAAAUUCCCAUUUCUCUCAACCUUCUCUAAUCAACAAUUCACAAAUUAGUGUCUCUUCAGAAGUGAAUAAAAGCAAACACCAACUUGAGGAAACUAGAUUGCUUGAUGAUGAUAAGAUGGACUAUGCUGAUGAUCCUAUGGUUGGUGUACAAACAGAUAAGUUCGUGGAUAAAUUUUCUAGGUCAAGUGAAAUAACUGGAGAGUUAGACCAUUUUAAUUGUACAUCAUCACUGGUGGCAGGAGCAUCUGUGAAAUUUGUCGGCAACCUUGAAUCUCAUCUCACUCCUGAAGAAUGCAGAGAAAAUUCCCUAUCUGCUGAACCUUCUCAAGUCAACAAUUCACACCCUAUUGUCUCUUCAGAGGGAAAGGAAAGAAAGAACCAACUUGAGGGUGAUAAUAUGCAUCAAGACGAGAAAUCUGUUUCCUUUUGUGCAACAAAUGUGAGAGAGACUGAUGACCAAGGUGCAAAUUUUGAGAGGGAGGAAGUGUUUUCAUCAAAAAUAACACAUGAACAAAACAUUUUCAAUGGCCAAGAACAUAAUACUAUUGAUAAUAGUAGCUCGAGUUCUGAACUUGUAACUGGAAGCAAUUUUUUCCAUGCAGAUGAUCAUGUUAGCCCAAGAGAUGUGUGUCACACUGAUGAAAUUCAUGAGAAGACACCUGUAGGUGAGAAUUUGGAAGGUGGGGAAGAUGCCUUAAGGUCAUAUGAAGUGGAUUACUGUGAUAGAGAUCAUGCCUCUUCCCAUGCCAUAGAUGAUGAACCUGAGAAGAUAUGCAGAGACGACUUUUCCUCAAAGGAGCUAAUUAAUGCUGUCAACAGCGAUCUAGAGGUUUCUUUUAGUGAGAGAGGGGAAAUUGUGUCAACUACUAUCUCUAGUGACAUGGAAAAUAAUAAAUCAAUUGAUCACCAAAUCGAGAGCAGAUCUUCUCUGGGUGAAGAGUGUGUAGCACAUGUUGAGAAUGCUUAUGGGACAGAAUUUGCCAACAAAAUAGUAAAUAAAGAAGCUUUAUGCACUGAGGAGGAAGAUGCUACCCAAUCCUCAGAUGACAUAGGGAACAAUGACUCAUUCACUGAAAUAAGUGAUGUUCCGGCUGCAGUGGUCAAUCAAUCUGAGAAUCUGCCAUUGCCAGUUAAGGACGAAAUGGAUACCAUCUGCCCUGCAGAAAAAGCAAACUUAUCAGCAUCAAGUUCAUCCUUUCAGAUGGAAAGCCAGCCAGGUCCUGUUCGUGGUGUUGAGAAAGACCCAUAUGUGCGAACACUGUUGAAAGACCAUUCCAUGGAUGGAGAUAUAGGUCCCCAGCAUGAUUCAGUUUAUCCAGGCACACCAAUGACAGCUGAUCAUUCCAUUCCUAUGAAAGAGGCUGCUGAUACAGAGACCAAGAUUGACCAAGCUCGUGCUUCUGAUGAAGUUUGUCAUCAUUCCUCCAUGCUCGAAGAAAUUGUUCACCAGCAUCACUCAGCAGCAGAAGUGGAGGGUCAUGAUGCAAAUGGAACAGUAGGCAAGCAUGUUGAAACAGAGAGCGUGAUGAAAAGUGCAUCAAACACUGAGGAGAGAGAAGUUUCCAAGGUGAGUUCCGCUGUUGUCACAACAAGCACUCAGGUUCAGCAUAACGAGAACGAAAAGCUAGAGAUUGACAAUAAAAGUGCUGCUGAAAAUGUGUCAUGUCCUCUGGGCAUAGAUGAUUUUGGUGGUAAAGUAGAGUCAAUGUGCAUCAAAUCUAGUGUAUACUCAUUGAAGAAAGAGAUGUGCAAGGACUCGCAGCCAUACGGCAAUAGCAAAACCCCAGAAGUCAUGAUGGAAGUAUUACAGCCUGUUGACAAGGCAACACCAUCUGCUGGUGCAAAAGGUGGCUCUGAGCAUAAAAUAAGGCGCCGUUCAGGUAAGCCAGGAAGAGAAAUUAGUAAGAAGGGAAAUCAAGUGAAGGAAACCCCUGUCAUACUCUCCGAGAGGGUGGACAGCUCAUGUGUGCACUUGGGCUCCUCUGUUUCCGGACAGUCGGUGCAAGUUGAAGCUGGAAGUGUUCAGCGCAGUGGCACAAAGAUCAGUAAUGUUGCCUCUACAUCAACAUCCAUUCUUCCAGAUCUGAACUCUUCCGCUACACCUGUGCCAUUUCAACAGCCUUUUACUGAUCUACAACAAGUGCAAUUACGGGCACAAAUCUUCGUUUAUGGAUCAUUAAUUCAAGGUGCAGCACCUGAUGAGGCCAUCAUGGUUUCUGCCUUUGGGACCACCUCUGGAGGGAGGAAUGUUUGGGAGCCCACAUGGCGUGCUUGUGUAGAAAAGCUGCAUGCACAGAAAUCCCUCUUCUUUAGCUCUGAAGUGGCAUAUAAAUCUGGUUCAGGUCUAAAGACACCUGAUCAAACAAGCAAAUAUGAGUUGCAUCAAAGCAAAGCUCUUUCCUCAACAGCUCCCCGACCAAGCAGUAGCAGGGGUACUUCUAUUCCACCUAUAAUUUCUCCUAUGAUACCUCUUUCAACACCUAUUUGGAGCAUAUCAACUCCCUCCUGUGAUGGUCUACCACCCAGUGGUAUGGCAAAAGGAGCAAUUAUGGGGUAUCAGGCGGUUUCCCCUUUACCUUCUUUCCAGACACCACCCAUGAGGAAUUUCCUAGGGCAGACUAAUUCUUUGCUCUCACAAACUCCUUUAACUGCACCAUGGGUUGCUUCUUCCCCACAAACUUCUGCUUUUGACAUUAGCACUACUCGUGUUCCCGUUUCCCCCAUCGCAGACCCUGUGAAUUUGACGAUCCCUACAAAAGAAUCGUCUGGUGUUUUUAGUGGGACAAAAUAUGCAUCACCAAUCUCUGUGCCGCCCCCUUGUAUGCCACCUUCUGGGGUCCUUCCAGAGAUUUCUGCUCAACAUUCUACCGAACCAAAAUCUAAAAAGAGGAAAAAGGUGUCCUAUACUGAGGCUCCUGGACAGACCCCACUAUCAAUUUUACCAGUGCCUGCCGCGAGAGUUAAUUGCCGUUGGCCAAAACUAACUCAUUCACCGGAAGAUGUUGGACAUGCCUCAUUAAUACCUGAAAGUGAGAUAGUAACAACAUUUGGUACUCCUAUUGUUAGCAAUUGUUCUUCUAUGACGAUUGCUGUUUCUCCAUCCAUAUCUGCCAACCACUCUAAAAUAGAUGAUACUGAUGUGGAGAAAAGGAAACUAACUUUACUGGAUUUUAACAGAGUUGAUGAUGCGAGGUUACAGUCAGUUGAGGCUGCUGAACAUGCAGCUGUUGCACUUGGUCACUGCCAAGAUAUAUGGAGUCAGUUGGAAAAACAGAAGAACUCAGGAUUGAUGUCAGACGUUGAAACCAAGCUGGCUUCUGUUGCCGCCACUAUAGCAGCAGCCGCUUCUGUUGCUAAAGCCGCAGCCGCAGCUGCUAAGAUUGCAUCAAAUGUUGCUUCACAGGCAAGGCAGAUGGCUGACGAGGUAUUGGCAUCAAAUGAGAGCAGGACAGACUCUCUAUCUGACUUUGUAAGAAACAUGGAAGGUGCAACUCCUGCUUCCAUUCUAAAGGGUGGUUGGGGUGGGCCCAAUGGUUCUGGUUCUGUUAUUAUUGCUGCCAGGGAGGCAGCUAAGAGAAGAAUUGACCUUGCUUCUGCCAACUCAAUACAUGCUGAAAAUUUAGAUGCAAUAGUUAAGGCUGCUGAACUGGCUGCUGAGGCUGUAUCACACGCUGGCAAGGUUGUCGCAAUGGGGGAUCCUUCCACAUUAAGUGAAUUAAUUGAAGCAGGGCCUGAUGGCUACUGGAAAGUUUCCAAAACACUAGGAGAGCAGUGUGUGAAAUCAAAUGACACGACUUUGGGAAAAACUGGUCUCAAUGGCACUGAAAUGGCUUCAGAUGUUUGUCUGGAGAAAUCUGAGUGGCCAUCUAGAAAAGCUUUAAAGGCCCUGGCAAUUGUUCCAUUGCCUCUCCUAUUGGAAGGAAGUGCCAGAGUAGAAGAAGACAUAUCACCAACGAUUGUAUGUGCUGAAAAUGAAAUGUGUGGGAGCAAGGGUCCUGCUCCAGAACCUACUAAGUCACCCGACUCUUCUUCCUCCAAGCCAGAAGUGGACUCUAGGUUAGCUUCCCUUCAGGAGGCCUAUGGAAAAGGUGAAAGUUCAACAAGUGGAGAAAACAUAAAGGAAGGCUGUCUUGUUGAGGUUUUUAGGGAUAGUGGUGACUUGAACGAUGGAUGGUUCUUGGCAAAUGUAUUAAGCUUAAAGGAUGGGAGCGCUUUUGUCUCUUACACUGAACUCCAAUCAGAGAAAGGGCAUCUAAAGGAGUGGAUCCCUCUAUGCAUAGACGGUGAUGAGGUGCCUAGAAUACGCGUCGCAAAACCUAUGACUGUUAUGCACUUUGAAGGUGCCCGAAAAAGAAAACUAGCAGAAGUCAGGGAUUAUUCUUGGUCUGUCGGCGAUCAAGUUGAUGCAUGGAUCCAUGAUUGCUGGCGAGAAGGAAUCAUUGUUGAAAAGAACCAAAAGGAUGAAACUAUGUUCACUGUCAAUUUUCCAGCCCGUGGAGAUAAUGCAGUUGUUAGAGUGCAACAUCUUCGUCCUAGGCUUGUUUGGAAGGAUGGCUUGUGGAUUGAGUGGUUCACUUCAAGAGAACAAACUUCUCCCCAGAGCAACGCUCGGAAGGGGAAGAGGGCAAAGUUGCGAAAUGCGACGAAUGAGGAGGUAGACUGGGAAAAGGUGAAGGCCGCAAAAAGUGUUGAUGUGUCAGAAUUAGAGACAACCAAAGAAGAAACCAAAUCAAUCCAUUUAUCUGCUGCUGAAAAAUUAUUUAAUAUUGGUGGCCACAGGACUGAGAAUAAUCAGCCCAAGCCCGCCACACAUAGGACAAUGAGGUCUGGCUUACUACAGAAAAAAGAAGGGCCUAAAGUAAUUUUUGGUGUGCCUAAACCUGGAAAAAAGAGGAAGUUCAUGGAUGUAAGCAAACAUUAUGAUUCAAACAGGGGGGGUGUUAAGAGCACCACUGCCAGUUCAACAAAUGAUUCAGCAAAAAAUGGGAUUCCAACUAGAUCAGGAGUUGGUGGGGGAUGGAGAACUAGUACCAAAACUGAUGAUCUAAAGGAGAAGAAAUUCCUUGCUGAAUCAAAACCCAAACCUCCCCUUAAACCUAGAAAACCACUCACUUCAAGUAAGAUAUUGAAAGAUAACUAUUUUAGGUCAACCCCGACUAGUUCUGCUGAUGUCAGUCAUGACAAGAGCGAAUCGGGUUACUCAGAUUCAGUGAAGUUCAGUUCCAAUACUGAAGAAGUGGCUGAAUCGAAGGCUCUUCCUCCUGCUGCCAAAAAGGCUCUAAAAAAAUUGAAGAACAGACCUGAACAGAUGAAUAAGGGAAACUUUGCCACUGGUAGUGGAGCGUUAACAAAACCAGAUGAGGUGAAUGACAAGUCAACUUCUGAAACCAAUGAACCGCGCAGGUCAAAUCGCAGGAUUCAGCCAACAUCCAGGUUACUGGAAGGCUUGGAGAGCUCACUGGUUAUCCCAAAGCUCCCUUCUGUUUCACAUGACAAAACUCACAAAAGCCACAACAGGGGCGCCACAUCCAAAGGCUGAUAGGAGCUUGUUGGAAGUGAACAAUAAUUUGGUGCGCAUUUAAUGUGAUUCUCUCUGCGCACAUCAAUCGGGUGCAUAAAUGUUGUAUAUUUUUAAUUAUUUAUUAUAAAAGGUACGCAUUGUUGGCGUGAAUGUUCUCAGUUAGUUCAUUGCCUCAUUGGUGCGUUAGCAGCAGAAUUGUGAAAAGUAUCUCCCGUUCCUUCCCCUAUAUAUAUAU